AUGGAUCGCCUGCCGAGCGAACUCUGGGAACUCAUCCUCCGCCAGAUCCCCAACUCGCUCCUCCGCCAAACCUGCCUCAGCCUGCGCACCCUCACCCCACACAUCCCGCUCAGCCACCAGUACCGGCACCUCGCCAUCGCCUCCGACGCCGAGCUCAGCCGCCUCCGCACCGACACCGCCCCGCCGAAUGCCCACCUCGCAGCGCUCAUCCACUCCGUCUCCCUCAGCGCAUGGCGCCUCAGAGACAACAACCUGCUCAUCAACCUCAUCAACUCCGCUCCGAACACCAGGCUCAUCUUCCUCCACAUCGGGCCCCUCUUCGCCCCCGAGCAGCUCGACGACCUUCUCCGCAAACACAAACCCUCGCUCGAGCUCCUCCUGCUCCGCUUCAACCAGAACGUGUCCAUCCGAUCAUAUGAGCCCUUCCUGAAAGGCGCUUACUUCGACACCUGCCUGGAGCUGCUGGCCAAAUGGCCUGAGACGCCAUGCUUCCAGAGCCUGUCCUUUGUCCAGGACCCGCCGCCCCAGCCGGUGGAGAAGCAGAUCCAGCACGAGGGCAUCGCCCAGCCGAUCAUCCUGUUCCGGUUCUGGGCGAUCACCGCGCUGGCCGUGUCUCCGCUGGGGCGCCAUCUCCGGCGGCUUCGGCUGCGGAUCCCGGGGCGCAACCUGGCGGGGGCGCUGACGAGCACGUCGACGAGGGUUGAGAGGGUGGAUGUGGGCCCGGCCCUGCAUGUCGACCUGCCCGUGCCGCCCUUCCCCAGCCUCGAAUUCCUCGACAUCUCCACCUCCGCCCUCCCCUCCGUCGUCACCGGCCUCGGCCCCAUCCUGCGCCGCUUCCCCUGCCUCACCCAUCUCGUAAUCGACCGCGCCGGACUCAUCGUCCCCGCCAGGUUCCCCGCCGACAUGGACCGGGUAGACGAGACCCUCAGGGCCAUCGGCUCGUCCGUCGCUACCGCCGGCUUGCCCCGCGCUCUCGAGGCUAAGAAACUCUGGUCCGAGGCCCAUGCCGUCUUCCUCCAAGCCCUCGCCCUUCGUCACGUCUCCGAUACAUCCGCGUCGAUUGCCGAAGACCGUCCGCCGCACCAGCCCACCGCUGGGCCGUCAACCACGACUACAGCCAAGACUCGGAGAGGACGGAGCGCAUACACGCGACUUGAGGACGAAAGGAUACCGGAGAAAGUGAGCUUCCUGCCCGACUACUCUCGCCUGCUCUCGCUCUGCUGCGGCACCGCGCUCUCCCCCGCCGCUCCCGAGGGGGAAGUCGACGCCGCCGUUCAAGAGGCCGUCGAGGGCCAUCGGAGGGCGGUUAAGGUCUGGAAAGUCGGGCUGGAUAGGUUGCGCAAACCACAGCUCGUCGGCGGCGGCGGGAGCAAGACCAAGGGCACGGCGGACGGAGCCGAUCCGGACAACGACAAGCAGGCCGAGGAGCGGGCGGCCGAGGUUGCACGGAAGCUCAACAACCGCCCCGUCAUCCUCGUUCUUUCUCCCUCCCCACCCCCAUUCACCGGGCCGACGGGGCCGGAAGAGGGGCUAUUUGGGCGGUUCAAACGGGCCCUCAACCUCGUCGAGCUGAACAGCAGAAGACGCAGCGACGACGGGCCGGCGUUUUGUGUGCGCAACGGCUGCGCCAAGCACGGCGUUGUCGGCUGGAUGCCGCCCGAGCAUGAGCGCCCGGUCCGCCUCAUCCAGUCGCGCCGCCCGCCUCCUCUUACCCCCGAACACCCGCCGGACGAGCACCAGCUCGUCGCUGGCUUGCAGGCACUCGCGCUUUCCCCGCCCCGCGAGAAUGACGCGCUAUUGGCGGAUCUCGGUGGCGAGCUACGACAUCCCGUCGGAUGCGCUCAUUUGGUCGCAAGGACGAUGUGGGACGUCGAUUCGUGGUAG
Messenger RNA from Puccinia triticina, 1884 nucleotides. RefSeq lists its product as uncharacterized. The transcript is spliced from 5 exons. The record is from RefSeq and is a predicted model, not a curated record. NCBI's taxonomy places the organism in Eukaryota, Fungi, Basidiomycota, Pucciniomycetes, Pucciniales, Pucciniaceae. Bases 1 to 1884 code for a protein of 627 amino acids.